Molecule: messenger RNA, 2862 nt
Organism: Oncorhynchus mykiss (rainbow trout)
Lineage: Eukaryota; Metazoa; Chordata; Actinopteri; Salmoniformes; Salmonidae
Gene: tmem179bb
Product: transmembrane protein 179Bb
Source: RefSeq, a predicted model, not a curated record
CAGUUAAGAGUGUCUCCAUUGUAGACCUUUACGCACAAUUUAACACGCUUGGAACGGAGUGCGUUGUCCGGGUGCUAGGGUGUCCUCGAUGGGUAUUAUAGGAUGGCUUUGCAGAGGUGUUCGUGAUGGUGUUGCCGUGGCUGCUCGUUUUGGAGCUCGUACUUUACGCAGGCUGUUUCAUCUGUGGAAUAAUGUCCGCUGCUUCUCUGACAAUCACCCAGGGCCACUUUACAGGGCAGUGCAUUCUUUAUGGGACUGUUGAGUACAACACAUCUGGCCUGAUCCUGGAGAACCCCAGCCAUCCUUCCCUCUGCUACUUUGUGUCAGCCAUCUCCGUGUCUGUGGCCAUCUACUGCUUCUGCCUCACCCUCUACUGGAUCUAUACCAGCUGUGUGGAAGAGGAGGUCAAGAGGGAAAGACUGUGGCUGAAUGUGACUCUGGGGGUGUGUAUGAAGAUAUUGUUUUUCCUGGCGGUGUCAGGGUGUACCCUGAGGAUCGGCAGGGACCGCCUCUGUCUGUCUGCCCUCCACAACGUGCCCUCCAUAACCAGUUGUGAAGAAGCUGAGAAUAAAACCUGGGUCAGUCCCUACAAUGGAAGUCAGUUCUACACGGGAUUGUAUAAUGCAGAGAAGUCCGUGUGGGUGAACUUCUUCUUCUGGGUGCAGAUCGUGGUGGUGGUGUUUGUCCAGAAACGUCAGGGGUUAGGCUCAAGGUCAGAAUGGAGCGUGUCUGAAACAGAGCCCUUCUUCCACCGUCCUGUCUGACGCCACCGACCACACCAAGCCAGAUGGGUGCCAUAAUGGUUGUGUUCCUCUGCUCAGACGUUGCUGACGAAUGCCAGAUCUUACAACACAUACAUAGGUAUUUUACAUAUCAGCUAAACCAUAUGUUUUAGCACGUUAUAGUAAUCUGGUGCCCAACGGCACAGUCGAUGACGUGGCACACAACCAUUAGUUGAUGCAUGCAACGUCUGAGCAGGGCAACACGACCAAUGUGUACUUGAAUACAGGUCCCUGCAUGCAACAACCUAGUUUUGUCCCAAGCUCAAGACAGGGAUAACAGUGGGUCAUAAAACCGGAUGUACUCAAUUAUUGGUAAUGUAAUUAGAUUCCACUGCAGUAUGAAAAAGUCUACCAUACACAUUUUACUUAAAUGGGCUGAAUUUGCCCCGACUCUGUCAUAUGGAUAAGUCCUUUUAUUAAAUAUGAAACUGAGAUUCCUUUUGAUAAAGCCACUCAGUACUGACAUUAAAGGCAUUACAACCUCUAAUUUAGGCCAGCAAUGGGGCGCCCUAACUACAAUGUGUUUUCCCUUUGGAAGAGUGGGAACAGUACAAUUAACAUUGGAGGUAACUUCUUCCAUUUUUGUAUAUUCAGUUUAACCAAUUAGUUACACAAUUCAGUCACUUCCUGUUACGUAAAAUGACCGGCUCAAUGUAUACUGAUUGAUGUAACAGCUGUGAAAGUCAAACAUUUCAUGUGUAUUUCAUGUGUUUUUGUCAAAGCAAAAUCUCUGUCAUUACUAAAAACUUUAUUGAUUAUGAAGUCAUUAUUAAUGAAGUACAGUUACAUUGUUACUAGUUAUUUUCUAGUACUGAAUAUGAGUUACAGUGGGAACAUUUUAUGAGAAAAAGGUUUGCAAAUAAAUAACAAACAUUGUUCCAGAUUCACUCCAUCACAACCUUCAUAAAUGGCAUUAACUACAGUAAGUCUCCAUUCCCAACCACUGACACAUGAAAUAAAUGUUGUCAUACCCGUUUUAUACGGUCUGAUAUAAGAUGGUUAUCAGCCAAUCAGCAUUCAGGGCUCGACCCGCCCAGUUUAUAAAUGGCAUUAACUACAAUAAGUCUCCAUUCCCAAACACUGCCACAUUUAUUCCCUCCUCUCAACAUCAAUCCAUCCCUCUCCUCUCUGCCCUCUUCUUUACUCCCUCUCCCUCUCCAAUCUCUUACAGUUGCUUGCUGAGUUUGCAAGCUUGUCUUUCUUUUGCUUCAACGGCAGCCUUGGUGUCCAGGAGCUGCUCCAGCUGCCUGCGUUUGUUAAACAUGUCUAGCUUUGCUGCUUCUCUCUGCUGACCCAGGCCCUCCCCCCUCUGAUGAGCUUUCACUAGAGCCAACUGUGUGCUCUGCUCAUGGAACUCGGCCCUUAGCCGCGUUGCCUCUGCCAACAGGCUCUACAUGUUGUUCAAAACAGAAUUCACCUGCUCCUGAGACAUUGUACGGGCCGGGGUAAAGUGAAAUAUUGAAGGAAAAUCACUGAGGAUACACACACACACACACACACUGUGCAACAACCAAAGUAGAGCAUAAACAUCCUACUUGGAUUUGCACUGAGGUGUAGCCUAGUGAUUCAACACCAUCUUAAAACCACUAAAUAUGAAUAAACACCGAAAUGUUCAUGACAGCAGCAUCAGUCUGAUUCAUCAGCCCAUGAGACGUCUGCAGGUAGCUUACUGUUGAGCUUAUCUCUCCCCAGUGCUAGUAACGUCAGCUAACACAUUUCAAACACUCAAGACACCUUUUCAACCACAAAAGGACAGUGUUACAUUUGGCGUCAUAAGUGAAACCAAAGUCAUUUCUGGAUAACACGUUGCAUGUGACAAUAAAACAUUAUAUGUAAUUGUAACUGCCUGCAUAAUUGCAUUAUAAUUACAUUGUGGUUACCAAAGUUAUUGCAUAACUGCAUAGUACCACGUUUUGCUUUCAGAGUUUAAACACUUUGCUCUGAUUUAUACAAACUCAUAAUACUGAAUGUAUGUCUAUAAUCUUGGAAGGGCCACUUACCAGUGUGAAAAUGGUCACAUCUGAAAAUGGAACAUGUGCUGCAGCAGUUUCUUCUCUCCUCUUCACCUGAAGGGUUUGUA